Molecule: messenger RNA, 1313 nt
Organism: Drosophila takahashii
Lineage: Eukaryota; Metazoa; Arthropoda; Insecta; Diptera; Drosophilidae
Product: phenoloxidase-activating factor 2-like
Biological process (GO): proteolysis
Molecular function (GO): serine-type endopeptidase activity
Source: RefSeq, a predicted model, not a curated record
GGCUGUUAGUCAAUCUGCAUCUUCUCAAGAAGUCGUAAUCAUGCGACGAUUCUGGGCAAUUGAAGUUCUUCUUUUGGGCUACGUCGUUUUAGGUGAAGCUUGUAAAUACUGUGUUCCAAAAGAAAAUUGCUUACAACAGUCAACCACAUUUUACUCUGUGUGCUUUCACUCUGAAGUCUGUUGUGAAGUUCUUCGUGACAAUAACGAUAUUUGGUCGCAGAAAACAGAAACAGUUGAACAACAAGCUGUAUUCACAUAUGGGCCAUUACCACCUCAAAAAAAACAGGUACCGGAAAUAGGUAUCACCUAUUGGCCACCCACCACAACACCACCACCACCACAACCAACUACUCAAAUCCCCAAAUCCGGUGAAAUCGGACAGAAGGGCUUGAGUAACCCCCUCGGAUUAGAUCUCACGAAAUGUGUCACUGAUGAGCAGGCAAAGCCUGGCCAGUAUCCCUGGGUUGUUGCCUUGUUCAACGGGAGUCAGUACUGGUCGGGCGGAUCCCUGAUUUCUGCAGGAGUUGUCCUAACAGCAGCUCACCGCGUAUGGUCCAUGAAGCCCGAUCAAAUUGUCGUCAGGGCUGGCGAAUGGGACAUAGAAUCGGAAACGGAGUCCUUUCGGUCUGAGGAACGCGAUGUGGAGAGGAUCGUGGUCCACGAAAGUUUUGACUAUUUAACCGGUGGCAACAACUUGGCGCUUCUCUUCCUCAAAACGCCGUUCGAGUUAAAGAACCACAUCAGACCUAUCGGGUUGCCUCAAUCAAUUGGAUCGCUCAAUGGACGUCGUUGCACGGCUGCAGGUUGGGGAAAAAUCACGUUCCAGGCUCAUAGCUAUUCGAGCAUUCUGAAGAAAGUUGAGUUACCCAUUGUGGAAAGAAAGACAUGUCAGGAUAUGUUGAGACGAACCAAAUUGGGCUGGAGCUAUAACCUGGCCCAGAGUCUUAUUUGUGCCGGCGGUGAGUCUGACAAGGAUACCUGUUACGGCGAUGGCGGAUCUGCCUUAUUCUGCUCCGUUGAAGGCGGCAAUCCAGAUAUCUACGAGCAGGUUGGCAUCGUGAACUGGGGGAUGGAUUGUGGCCAAAAAGAUGUUCCCGGAACCUAUACAGAUGUGGCUUUGUUUAGGGACUGGAUUUUACCGAAGAUAGUACCAUUUACCUUCAAAAAAUCGGGAUGAAUGCGCCGAUAAGUUGUAAAAUGCUAUUUUUGAUUCGGUUUUUUUUUUGCAUUGUGUUUAAUUGUGAAACACUGCAGGAAAAAACAACAAUUACAGACAUAAAACCAUUAAAACGUGUAUUUGAGUGUGGAAAAAA